GGGAGUGUCGGCCCUUGACAGAAAUAGAACACUCCAGAGAGGUAAAUCAUUAACACGCUGCCUUCAUUGCCAUGGGCCGGACAUCAUGUGAGACAGCAGCAGCCCUGCAAGCACUGCAUAAUCCGCAAUACACACUUUUUGCCUAUCUGUAGCUAGCAGAUUGGACAAACGGCACAGUGAAAUCACAUGCGAUCAGUUAGCGUCCACGGAGCUUGCUGGUCAUGGGCAACAUGGAGGAACCCGUUGAGGAGUACAAGUCUCCAUUCAACUUUGAGCAGGGAGUGAACACCAGCUACCUCUUCCUGUCACCCAAUGAGAAUUUCACUCCUCCGGGCUCACCAGUACUGUCAUACAGAGGCACCCAGAGGCCAGACUCCAUUCCAGAGGUGGGUGAAGAUGCAGCGAAUACAGUAGGACCAUCUCCAUCCAGCAUGGCCCUGACUGAGGAAGAGCAAGCAGAACUCUACAGUGAACUAGUAAAGGUUGAAGAUGAGAUCCAGACUCUUUCUCAGGUGCUGGCGGCAAAGGAGAAGCAGGUGGUGGAGAUUAAGAGGAAGCUGGGCAUCACUCCACUCAACGAGCUCAAACAAAACCUGAGCAAAAGCUGGCAUGAAGUCACCACCUCCACUGCGUAUAAGAAGACCUCAGAAACUCUGUCCCAAGUGGGUCAGAAGGCGACGACUGCAUUCUCUAGCGUGGGCUCAGCUAUUAGUAGAAAGCUGGAGGAUGUUAGGAACAAGCCCACCUUCAAAUCAUUUGAGGAGAAAGUGGAAACUUUAAAGAUGAAAGACGUUCUCUCUCAGUUUUACUGACCAACCACUGGGUGGCGCCAUGAUGAUUCUGACUGCCGCUGGACUGUUUUUUUGUUCCUGUUGAAUUUGCUGUAAGCGAUUUUUGCUGUUCUGAAACUUCCACGAGAUUGAGCAGUUAAAUUAGACACGCCCCCUCUUUUCAAAACCCCUCCCUCCAAAGAUAGCUUUGAGACUGAGUUGGUCUUCUCACAUUUGUCAAACACAGCAGCAGCAAAAUAGCACCCUCAACUGAUGACUGUUGUGAAUCUGAAUAUGACAUUAAAGGUGAUGCAAGUGAUUUUUUUUUUCAUGGAAAGGUAUGCAAACAUUUUUACUACCUUGAAAGAUAUUAAUGAAAAAAGUGUCCUGAGAUAUCUCACCGGCUUCUGUGACAGCUCUAGGCUCUGUAAACAGCAAACAAAAAUGUGUCAGUGAGCCGUGGAAAAUGACACUUUGUGAGUAUUCAAUACUCAGAGUAUUGUAGUUGCAGCAAAUUAUUCCAAGUGUAUCUGUGUCCCACGAGACUACAAGGAACACCCACUUCACGACACACCCACUACAUGUAAUGCCGCCCCUUGGAUCAUCAAGUGAUUCUAUUGGCUACAAGAACGUUUAAAAUCCUAUGCAAUCACUGUAUGAUUUCUCUUAACUCUUUAAAUAUGAAAAGAAUAACUUUGAAAUUAUGUCACGUAUCAUAUUAUUAAACAGAAGCUAUAAAUGGUAAACUGAACUUACUUUAAUGUGAAAUUUUGUGGAAGUGCUCUUUAUUCCUGAAGGUGUUUGUACAAUUUCUGCUUGUUCAAUAAUAAUAAUAAAAAGAUAUAAAUGGUCAGAUAAACUUUUAUCUGUUCUGUUUUCUCCAGUUAGCUUACAGGCUAAUCAGUUAGCCUAUUAGCUUAGCAUACACUAGCUUCUCUUUACUUUCAUUACAUUUCUCCUCACAGUCGCCGCCUAGUGAUACAGUGUAGGAUUGAAUUCAAAAGUUUCAAAAUUUGCUGUAUAUUUAAUGGUUUUACAAACUUUUCAUUUUUAAAAUCUUUGUGGUAAUGUUUAGGUUUAGAGUUCUGGAUAGAUGUAGGUGUAUGGUUGCUGCGGGACUCUAAAUAAACAUAACAAACAGUGUAUGAAUGUGGCAUCCAACUGUUCCAAUACUUCAGGAUUUCGCUGGUUAUUUGGCGUAACUUGUAGUGGGCAUGUCUUGUAAUAGUCUUGCAGGCCGCAGACAGACCCCUCUCAAUUAUUGAGGCUUACUGCCAUUUUUAUGCCAUGUUGUUCAUAACAGUUGUCAGUUGAGGGUGCUAUUUUGCUGCUGUUGUUUUUAACAACUGUUUCUGCUAGUGUCGGUCUCAAUAAAGCUCAUUUGAUAGCUUUGAAGUGUGGAGUUUUGGGGAAAGGGGCGUGGCUAAUCCAACCGCUCAGUUUGGGAAAUUCUAGAAUGGCUAAAAUCGCUUACAACACCUUUAAACCUGAAUUUUCCACUUCAACUAAUACACUUUGAGAACAUGCAAAAUAUUGACAGGCAGAAAGCACAUCAAAGUCUUCUGAUUGGCUGAACAAAGAAUCUGUCCGUUUGCCGUUUACACAGUCUAGUGCCGUCACAGAGAACGACGAGAUCUCAGAACAAUUAUUUCAGUGAUAUUUUUCAGGGAGAAGGAACAUUUUCUGUAUACCAUCAUUUCAUGUCAUCUCCUUAAACUUUGAGGAGUGAAGCACUGUCAACAGAUGUUUAAUCGCGACUGUAAACAUAUAUAACAGUGCCCAAACUAUGCAGUUAAACUGCUAUUUAUUUACAUAAUUCUUUUAAAUCAAAAGUUUAAUAUAAUUACAUUAGUUAACGCACUAUGAAGUAACGAACUAACAAUGAACAAUUGUAAUUUUAUUAACAAGCAUUAACAGAUUAAUAAAUGCUGUAACAAAUAUAUUGUUCAUUAUUACUUAAUGAUAUCUAAUGCAUUAACUAAUGGAACCUUAUUGUAAAAAUUGUUACUGCAAAUUUAAAGUACAAAUAAAAGUUAAAUCUUGGGAUUUUAAGAAUCGCUAUCAGGAUCGCGAUUAAUCGGAAAAUCGAUAUUUUUACCCAGCCCUCUACAUUGUGUCGACAUAAUUAAACCAAGAUGUGCAAAUGACAUUUAUCGGACUUGACUUGCUUUUUGCCAUCAGUAUACGUUAAAUCUAAUUUGAGAAAGAAUCUUUGUUUUUUUUUAUAUGUUAAAGAGAUAUUUUAGAUGUGGAAAUUGUUUCUGCAAUGGAUCUGAACCUUUUGCAAUAACAAUAUCAGCUCUUCUCCUAAUGUGACUAUUCUUUAGUUACUAAUGUUGCAUUCAUAUAUGCAUAAAAAAAUCGAAAUUAUUUUUACAGUUUUUGAAAAGCCACCAAUUUGAAGAGCGUUCCUCUAUUUUCCUUUUCAUGAUUACAAUAUAAUUUUCCUUUAAAAGCCUAAAAAUAUACCAUCCAGUUUUUCAAAGCUACAUUUAUAGCUAUUGCAUCUACAAUAAAACCUGUCACCCAUCAACAAAUUUGUCCUUCACAUUGGCAUAAAGACAUCAAGUACCUUCUUCACUGCAACAGCUUCAAAAUAGUACAUGUAAUCAAUGUGCAAUAAGAAACAAUAAACAGUUAUUAAAUAUAUAACAAAUUAUAUAUGCUGAAUUUGGGGAAGGUAUAAUUUUGGUAAGUGGCAUGGAUCACCCAAACUGUCCUCUUUUAUGGCUUUACAACUCAAUUGCUGCAUCUUUCUUUUCUGCUAGCAGUGGCAUGCAAAGAUGAAGACAUCCUGAGUUUUCCUUUUUAUCUCUUUACACAGCAGAAUUCCAUCAUGUUCACUGGGCAUCAGAUGCCCCUCCUAACAUCAAACAAUGCACUUCUUAAACCAGGAAUGUCAAACAAAGAGACAAUGGGACAGAAAUGAGUCAACUAAAUAUAAAAAGCACAGUUUGGGCUGACUGCUAGCAUUAUAUUGGUCUUUUAGAUCAACUGGUCCUCACUUUCAGCUUGUAUUUGAAGUGCUUUUGCAUCAUCCUUCAGGCAUUUGUUAUUGUCGCCUUCUGCUACUGAGUUCUUAUGCGGUUUCAUUUAUCAUUAGCAUCUGUCUGUUUUUAUGGCAGUCCCCCUCUUUCAGUGUGCACAUGCUGCUAGAACAGGUCUACAAUGAAGCCACACAAAUCUGGCCUUCAGCCCAGACCCAGUGGAAUGGCAGCAGUAUGUGGCACAGUGACUAUCAGCUUUUCCGCCAAUCAGAAUCGAUUGCUCUCCCUUAAAGGAAUAGUUCACCCUCAAAUAAAAAUAAAUUACACACCCUCGUGUCGUUCCAAACCAGUAUGAUCUUCUGUGGAACACAAAAGGAAAUGUUUUGAAGAAUGUUCGCGUUGCUCUUUUCCAUAAAACAGUGACAAGCGGCUGUCAAACUCCUAAAAGCACCAUAAAUUACCAUUAAAAAAAAAUCAAUACAACUGGUGUGCUACAGUGGCAAGAAAAGGUAUGUGAACCCUUUGGAGUUACCUGCAUUUAUGUAUAAAUUUGUUUUAAAAUCUGAUUUAAUCUUCAUCUAAGUAACAAUAAUGAACAAACACAAUCUGUUUUAACUAAUAACAAAUUAUUGCAUUGUUCUUGUACAUACUGAAAACACCAUUCAAACAUUCAUAGUGUAUGUGAACCCCUAGGCUAAUGGCAUCAACAAAAGCUAAUUAGUGUCAGGAGUUGGCAAACCUGGCAUCCAAUCAAUGAAACGAGAUUGGAGGUAUGGGUUAGAGCUACUUUGACUUAUAAAAAACACUCAAACAUUUUGAGUUUGCUAUUCACAAGAAGCAUCUGCUGACAUGGACCAUGCCUUGCAAAAAAAAAAAAGAGAUCUCAAAAGACCUACAAUCAAGAAUGGCUGAUUUGCAUAAGGCUGGAAAGGGUUACAAAGUUAACUUGAAGAGCUUAGAUAUUCAUCUGUCAACAGUUAGACAAACUGUCUAUAAAUGCAGAUGAUUUAGUACUGUGGCUACUCUCUCUAGAAGUGGCCAUCCAGCUAAGUUGACUCAAAGGGCACACCGCAGAAUACUCAAUGAGGUAAAAAAAGAACCCAAGAGUGACAGUUAAAGAUUUGAAGGAAUCACUUGAACUGGUUAACAUCUCUGUUCAUGAGUCUACUAUACAGAAAACAUUAAACAGGCAUGGUGUCCAUGGUAGGAGACCACGAAGGAAGCCGCUGCUUUCCAACAAAAACAUUUCUGUGUGCCUAAAGUUUUCCAAAGACCAACUUGACACUCCACAACGCUACUGGAAAAAUGUUUUGUGGACUGAUAAAACUAAGGUUAAAUUGUUUGGGAAGUAGACAUAGCAUUACACCACAUUUUAUGACGAAUUUAGAAAACCAUCUAAUUCCAAAGAGUUCACAUACUUUUUCUUGCCACUGUAUAUUUAAAUUAUUAUUUACAGAAAAUCGUUGGAUAUG
Molecule: messenger RNA, 5229 nt
Organism: Myxocyprinus asiaticus (Chinese sucker)
Lineage: Eukaryota; Metazoa; Chordata; Actinopteri; Cypriniformes; Catostomidae
Product: tumor protein D52-like
Exons: 6
Coding region: 222-812 (196 amino acids)
Biological process (GO): B cell differentiation
Cellular component (GO): cytoplasm
Source: RefSeq, a predicted model, not a curated record